This is a messenger RNA of Nothobranchius furzeri (turquoise killifish), 4124 nucleotides long. Lineage: Eukaryota; Metazoa; Chordata; Actinopteri; Cyprinodontiformes; Nothobranchiidae. The record is from RefSeq and is a predicted model, not a curated record.
UUAGAAUAGUCGACUAUUCGAUAAAAUAAUCGUCAGAAUAAUCAUUUUAAAAAUAAUCGUUUGCCCCAGCCCUAGUCCUCUCCAAUAUUGGGCAAACACAUAUUUGUCCCCCCAAUAACAUGGAGAUGAAAAAAAAAAUAGAUUUUGAAAUAUUUGACUCGCAAGCUUUUAUUUUGAAAGACACUGCAGAUUUCUCACCUACACAGCCCCUCCCCUCAGGGAGUCAGACAGGCUGGCUGAGUGAAGCAGGAGUCAGAGCCGGGGCACGGACACAGGUGUCAGAGAUGAGACGACAGCAGCUCAACGAGUUCUUUCUCAUGCGCAAAAAAAGAAAGAAAGGAAAUAUCGAGAGGAGGUUGGAGCUGGUACGAACGGUGUCGCACAACACGCACAAGAAGCUGGUGUCCUGUCUGCAGGGCCAGCUGGGCUCAGACACUGAGAAGAGACAUAAAAAGCUGCCGCUGACGGCUCUGUCCCAGUCCAUGCAGGAGGGGGGUGGUCAGCUGGGGGACGAGAGCCUGAUCGGGAAGAUGAUGGAUUUGUGUGGGGAGGCAGAGAGCCGAUUAGCCUCUGAACUCAUGCAGCAUGAGCGGCAGAUUGAGAAAGAGAUUCUGGAACCUCUCAACCAGCUGGCAGAGGUGGAUAUUCCCAAUAUUCUUAAACAAAGGAGGCAACUCGCUAAGCUGGUCCUGGAUUAUGACUCAGCAAAAACCAGGUGGUAUCAGGCAACAAAAUCCACCAACCAGGCCAUGGCAUCAAAAGUGGAUUCGCUCAAAGACGAGAUGGACGAAGCGCUCAAUAAAGUAGAAAUGUGCAAGGACCAGCUCUCUGCAGACUUGUACAACUUUGCAUCAAAGGAAGGAGAUUACGCUCGCUAUUAUGUGAUGCUACUAGAGGCCCAGGCGGAUUACCACAGGAGGUCUCUGGCAGCUUUGGAGGCAGCUAUUCCAGCCAUCCACAUUCAGCAAGAUUCGUGGAUGGAAAAGCCAGCCUUCGGCACGGCUCUGGAGGAACAUCUGAAGAGGAGCAACCGUGAGAUCGCUCUGCCCAUAGAGGCCUGCGUCAUGAUGCUGCUGGAGACUGGCAUGAAGGAGGAGGGUCUCUUCCGCAUCGCUGCUGGAGCUUCCAAACUUAAAAAGCUAAAAGCAGCGCUGGACUGUUCCACUUCGCAGCUCGAGGAGUUCUACUCUGAUCCCCACGCUGUCGCUGGAGCCCUGAAGUCCUACCUCCGGGAGCUACCUGAGCCUCUGAUGACCUUCAGCCUGUACGAUGAGUGGAUUCAGGCCUCCAAUGUGUCUGACCCUGACAAGAGGCUGCAGGCUUUAUGGGUAACAUGUGACCAUCUGCCCAAAGCUAACAAAGCGAACUUCAGGUAUUUGGUGAAGUUUCUGGCCAGACUGACUCAGGAAAGUGAGGUCAAUAAAAUGACUCCCAGCAACAUCGCCAUCGUCCUCGGGCCCAACCUGCUCUGGGCCAAAACCGAAGGGACGCUGGCUGAGAUGGCAGCAGCCACCACUGUUCAUGUCGUGGCCAUCAUUGAACCCAUCAUCCAACAUGCUGAUUGGUUCUUCCCUGAUGAGGUGGACUUCAACGUUUCCGGCAUGUUUUCCAUGCCCAGCCAUCCACCCACCCCUGACCUCGAUCACGGCCUGGACAGGAAGCGCCCUGGCAGUCUGGGGCAGGACGGGGACAGUCACACCCCCCGUAAAGACAGCCCCGUUAGCAAACCUCCGGAGCCCACUCCACGCAGAGCCGGCACUGUAAAUAGAAAGCAGACACAACUAACCUCACCCACCUUCCAACCCACUCUGCCCCCUCUGGAAAGUGGUGGUCCUCCUUCCCAGCAGUCUGAGCCGCAGCUGGAGGCACACCAGCCUGGCUCGGGUGGUGCUGGCGCCGCCUCCGCUGGUGGUGGUGAUGCUUUGGGGGGUGGGGUCCGGGUAGCCACAGCGCAGCCUCAGACUGUAACGCAGCUCAGCGCAGAGGAGAGCAGUCCUGCCCGUGAGCUCGAGUCUACCCCCCCUCCACAGAGGAAUGGUUUAGUCCAUCUUGCAGUUGGAACCCCACACUCUCAGGGUGGGUCAAGGAUACCUAGUCCACAUAUGGUCCGCAGAGGUACCAAAAAACAGGCUCCAGCUCCCCCCAAACUGGCCAGCCCUUUCUCUCAGUCCAACCAGUCCACCUCAACCUCCAGCUCUCCCAGUCACCCACCAGUCACACCUCGCCGUCACUCCAGCAAAGACAUCAUCCAGGCACCGAGCCAUCCACCGCCGCAGCCUCCUCAAGCUCACCAGCCCCAGGGGGAGCCUGAACCGUCUCCCACCAGCAGUCCCACCCCUCCUGACACUCCACCUCAUGACGGCUCACACUCCAACUUGCCGCACCCCCCUGUCUCCCCUUAUCCUUCUGGGUCACUGCCUCGCCCCGCCAGGCCCGCUCCAAAGCCACGGGCCCGACCCAGCAUGCCACCACCCCCGCAGCCUGCAGGGAGUGACGACUUCUGCAGCUCUGCAUCAAAAAUCAUUACAGAUGUCUGAGCUGGCGGCCUGCCUGCAAGAUGAGCUUUGCAAGGCAGGUGAUGGUAAGGUUCUGACUGGCUGCUGCUGCUCUCUGUGUGUUUUUGUUCUGUUGGCUUUGUUUUAAUGUCUCUAUAGUUGUGUGUGUGUGUGUCAUGCGUUGUGUUAAAGGCAUGCUUUGUGCUUUUGAAUGUUGUAUAGGACCUACAGCUUUUGGCUGCUUUGGUAACUAACCUGCUUCUACUUAAAACUGCCCUUAGUUUUUCUCUGCAUUCUUUUACACAGAUUGUCUUUAAAAAGGUUGCUUUUACAUUUUAACACACCAAGGAGACUCUUGGAUAACUUCCAAGAAAAAGUCAAUCAUUGGAUACUUUUUUUACAUCUGAGAGCGAUCCUUGGUGUCUUACCGAAUGUGGAAUGGUGUGUUUUCUGGUUUUGCUCCCCAGUUUGCAGUGUGUGCAGCACCUUUUUGGUUUUGGUUUAUGAAUCGAUGUGUUUUUGUAAUUGUUCCCCCUGACUGUCCUGCUCAGAUGGAGACCUGGUUCUCAAGGGGAUCGGAAGAGCUUAUGUCCCUCAGGUGAUCGGGAAUCAACAGGAGAAGGGUUCUGCUGGUCAGGAGCCAGUCCCCGCCUCUGUGCCGCCCCCAGAGCUUCGCAUUGUGGCACACAACACCGCCCUGUGAGAAAGAGCCCAGUCUGCCCAGUUCUUAGUGUUUAGUAUCAGAAAGCAGCCACCUGUUGGCUCUCCGGGUUUCAGUAACAGAUCCUUUUCUUAGAGACACAUCUCAAACCAAAAGACUUAACCUACAGUGUUGUCCUUACCACACACACACACACACACACACACACACACACACACACACACCAGACUUGUUGUUUUACUACUGUUUUUAUUUUUUUAGUUUGGACCUCAAAGCCAUUCUUAAACAUAAGAACAUCAUAGUGCUUCCAAACAGAUAAAAAAAUGUUUUUUCAAUUCUUUGCGGGUUUUUUCCCCUCAAACAUUUUGCUGAUAUAAAUUCUCUUUUUUGGUUUUAGAAUUGUGUCCAACAACAUGAAAAGUUAGUUUUUAGUCUAUUUUAUGCAGUAAAGAUGAAAGUUUUUAUUUAUCUCACAUUUCUUCUCAAUGUUCUCCAGUUUAACAAAAUGUGACAUUCAAGGAUUGACUGUGUGGCCAAAGAAAAUCCUACUCCGCUCAUGUUCUGGUUGCAAAUGACCAAAAAUUUUCGCAAGAGUGCAAUAUUUAAAAAAAAACUUUUAUUGAUGACCUGUUUGCAGUGUGUACUCUGCAGUUUCAGGUGGCUUUGAUUCUUCCUAUUGUGUAAUCCAGUGGGAAAAGUUUUGAUUAUUUGUUGGUGUUCAUUGAGCUGAAAUUCAGGUAAAAGUUUGUUCUUAUUGAUAAAAGGGACUUUUAUUUUUGUAAUUACUCAGACCAGUUCAAAAAUGGAACCAUGACCGAAUGACUAAAAUCACUUUGAAAAUGUGUUUUACUAAAAAGUUUGCCUUUAAAAGAAAAAAAUCUUAGUUUUUUUUUUUUGUUUUGUUAUUUUUUGUGGAGGGGGGUUGUAAAAAAUGAGUCUUUAUUGGUAAUAAAGAUUUUUCAGCCAUG